Aaosphaeria arxii CBS 175.79 is the source of this 1689-nucleotide messenger RNA. RefSeq lists its product as uncharacterized. The transcript has 2 exons. The record is from RefSeq and is a predicted model, not a curated record. Bases 339 to 1445 code for a protein of 368 amino acids. NCBI's taxonomy places the organism in Eukaryota, Fungi, Ascomycota, Dothideomycetes, Pleosporales.
ACUAAUGACGCCCAUAGUCUUGGAAUGCAAGAAUGCCAAUUACAGAAUGAUGUGCUCUCCCCUUCGCCAAGGAGGAUUGGCGUCCAAAAGGGAUCCAGGGCACACACCACGAAAUUGAUCAUUUCCUUGAAACGUUGGGUCACAAGUCGGAUAUCGGGACGUGAAUGCUUAGACAGCCUAUCACGUGUCGAUGACGCGGCGGCAAACCAGGGAAGGAACGGGCACAGCAGCUUGUCGACACCUUGAAGACCAGACCGUCGCUCCACCCUUCUGUUCUUUAAACACACCCGCCUCCCCUCCAACUCCGCAACCACAUCAUCCUCUUCUUCACGCCGGUCAUGUUUACUCUCAACUUCGGCAUCUUUGCCUCCAUGGCGCUGGCCGCCAACGCCAUCCUCGUCCCUCCGAACGUCGCAGCUGAGAACCUCGGCGAAGACUGGCCUGCGGAGAUCAUGGCCGUCAGUACUUACAAGCGCACGGUAGCCCUGGAAUGCCCCAGCUGCGCCUAUGCGAUCGAGGGUGCGAACGGUCCGUCAUGGAAGAUGGGUGCAGGAAACACAUUUUUGCUGGAUUUCGAAGUCGGACCGAGCCAACACACUCUCGACAUCGACGGUAUCACUCUGUAUCCGCCCAAGUUCGACCUCUUCGCAGAGCCGUUCUACGUCACUCAAGUCGACCCUCUCCGAGAAUCGCAAGCAUCUCCACGGCUCCGCGUGACCGGCUACAAGCUCCACUACAACACUGCGGAGACCGUCUCAGAGACCGGGAAUGAGCUCCUUCCCAUCACCUUCCACGUCACAUCCAUCGAAUCACAGGAGUUCGACUUGCCACCUCUUACUAUCAACCUCCUAAAGGAUGCCGAGGGCAACCUCAUGAUCGCCUCGUUCCAGACGCCAAAGGCAGAAGAGGCGAGCCCUAUCGAUCCCGCCAAAGAAUGCAAGGAGUGGCCAUUGCUGUGCAAGUGGAGGUCGAUUUUGGGUGACAAGAUCGAGAACCUCAAGGGCUCGAUGCGCAAGGGCUGCCACCAGCACAAGCACCAGGGCAAUCCCAUGGAGCACGAGGGUCUGCGAGGCAAACCACCUCACACAUUCCGACCGGGCAAGCCUCACCCGCACCACAAACUCCACCACCACGCUCAUGGCCACCAUCACCACCACCGUGUCCACAUGUUCAUGCACCGCGCUUUCAUUACGAUCUUCAUCCCCAUUCUUAUCGGCGUUUUGGCUGGUACUAUCACGUACGUUAUCGGCAUGGCUCUCGGACUCCUCAUUGCCGUAGUCCUUGCCAAGGUCCGUGGCCGUGACGCUUACGAGCGUAUCGCUUUGGAGGACGGUGAUAGCGAUGACGUUGAGCGGGGUAGCGAGAAGGAGGCAUAUGCCGAUUUGCCCGAGUAUGAUGCACCUCCCGUGUACGAGGAGCCUGCAGAGAAAGAAGUCGUUGCAUAAAUGCACCGAAAACCACCCACUAUCGAUACCCAUUUCCACUCUUUCCUUGUGUUCUUUACCAAAAGCCACCCUCACGACAUUGAUGGGGGCGAACACGUUAGAUGUUCAGCAUGUACGGCGCAAGUAUUGUUUUAUCUGUUGGACUUUUGCAUAUACUCACACUUGAUUACGGUUGAACGAAUCCGGAGAACAAUCUUUCCAUAGAUGUAGUAUCUGCAAAUUGACUAAAUUGUCAUCAAUACUC